GAGAGAUAAGCUGGUUGUGAGGUUUCAGGUAUGAAUUAGCUUGGAUAAGGGAGGAAAUAGGUAGAGCUAGGUCAUAAACAAUGGAGCUGACGGGUAUGGGGUUUGGCUAAGGAGUUUGAUCGGGACUCUAGCAAAGGGGGUCUUGAAGUCGGCGGCUAGAGCAAGCUCUGCUUAGGGAUUUAGGUGUUUAAACAGGGUCGGAAGAGGGGCGGUUGAAGGUCGGAUCGGCUAAGGAGUUCGGUUGGUUGGAGUCGGCUACAGGUAGGAAUCGGUGGAGGUUGGAGGCUUCGGCUUGCAGUUGGAGUCGGACGGGAUGAUGAGGUCGGACAAGGCUUCAGACAGGGUUUCAGAAGGGUAGGAGGGCAUUUAAGGGGGUGUCGGGCUUGUAUUUUGAGAGUUGGGUCGACAACAAGGCAGAGAGAUCGGGUGGCUUGCGAUAGGGAGGAGACGGUGCAGGAUUUGGGAAGAAGAUAAUGAAAAACACCAAGGCCUUUGGCUCCUCAUUUUAUUAAUGACAAUGGGGUGCGAUCGAGGUGAUCCGCACGGGCUUGGAGUGGAUAUCACGGAGAAGUGACGCAGACGGUGCUGAACAGGCUGGUGAGUGAAAUGGUUGGUACCUAUUUUUGCAAGAAAUAAUCUUGAGGGAAAAAGGGUGGGAUUAAGUUUGAAGCUUCCAACAUGAUAGCAUCUUUUUUCAUGAAACGCGUCAGUUCACCAUUUUCCUCAUAUUCACAUAUAGUUAUAAGAUCUCUUGGCUUCAGCUCUGAGGCUUUUAGAUCUUUGCAAAGGGAUUGUGAGAUAUCUGCAUCCAAAUCACGUGAUGAUUCGAGUAAACUCAGGGUUGGCUUCCAUGGAGUAAAAUUUCCACAGUUGAUUCCAUCCAAUAAAGGUCAGUUGGAAAACUUUAAUAUCAAACUUGUUGAUCCUAAUCUUUGGCCAAUUUCUUUUGGCUUGGCCCACAAUUUGAAUGGAAUGGAUGCAAAGCAGGAAGUUUCCUUGAAUUUAGAUGAAGAUGCAUAUGAUGAUGAAAUUUCCAAGGGAGAAUCUAUGGUUCAGAACUCUCUUGAUUUUGAUGAGAUUGAGGACUUGAAACUGCAAAAGAAGCUGUUUUACAAGCUGGACAGGGGUUCCAAAGAAUAUGAGGAAUGUAAUAUUAGUUUUCAUCGAAAAAAAUCUUUCAAGACACGUCUUGAGAAGCAAAGAAAAACUAAAAUGGUGAAGGGUUGUAAGAAAUCUGAAGAGGCUUCUGCUAAACCAUCACGUGGACACUCCAUGGACAUGAAAGGCAUACAUUCAUUUUCUAAAACAUUGGUUUGUGAGGUCCAUAAUGAGAGAACUUCUGUGGAUAAGAAGGUGAGGACUCCCACAUUUAAUCAGCUUACAGAUCCUUAUCAUCUGCCCUUCUGCUUGGAUAUCUUCAUAACUAAAGGUUCUGUUCGUGCUUCUGUGAUUCAUCGGGUUACCAGUAAAGUUGUGGCUGUGGCACACUCCAUUUCAAAGGAUAUGAAGUUUGAUUUGACAUGUAAGAAAGAUGCUAUAGCUUGUGCUGCAGUAGGAGAAAUUUUGGCUCAAAGAGCAAUUGAGGAUGAUAUUCACAAUGCGGUGUAUACGCCAAGAAAAAGGGACAAAAUUGAGGGGAAACUUCAAAUUGUGCUUCAAUCCAUCAUUGAUCAUGGGGUUGAUGUCAAGGUGAAACUUAAGCAAAAGAAACCAGUCAAGAAAUCACAUUUCAAACCAGGAUUUCAGCAAGAAGGUUAUUCAUGAAGAUUGCUUGGUUUCAGUAUUGUUUUCUCAGUGGAUAGGUAUGUGGACAAGAAGAAAAGAAAAUCAAGCAGUUUAGAUGUUGAAAAUGGGCAGAUAUCAAACUACAACCAAACUGGUACACUUGAGUUUUUUGUUUAAUUAUUGUCUCUUGUUGAACUUUAAUGACUAAACAAAUGAUAGAGGUUGAUUGGAUAGAAUAUCUCCAUCAUCUGAUAGAAUUAUUCUCAAAAUUUUCUCUUUUGAAUGAUAAUUUUUAGCAGGAUUACAUACAUGCCACAUAAUUUUUUUU
Molecule: messenger RNA, 2053 nt
Organism: Dendrobium catenatum
Lineage: Eukaryota; Viridiplantae; Streptophyta; Magnoliopsida; Asparagales; Orchidaceae
Exons: 3
Coding region: 679-1764 (361 amino acids)
Biological process (GO): translation
Cellular component (GO): ribosome
Molecular function (GO): structural constituent of ribosome; 5S rRNA binding
Source: RefSeq, a predicted model, not a curated record